AUGGCUACCACCAAGACACCUCAAUUAGUUGGUUUUGUUCUCUCUUUGCUUCUUCUGAUCUUAUUGAUCUCCUUUCAAGUUAAAGUCACCGAUGGCAAACGCAACCUACGUCAAGAACGGGUUCUGGAGUCCCCUUCCCCUCUCCCUCCCACCGCUCCUAUGUACGUGCCGCCCUCUAAAUCACGUAGAGGGAGAGGUCCAUAA
This is a messenger RNA of Eruca vesicaria subsp. sativa (arugula), 204 nucleotides long. Lineage: Eukaryota; Viridiplantae; Streptophyta; Magnoliopsida; Brassicales; Brassicaceae. The record is from the annotation of a GenBank genome assembly.